GCGUCUCUCUGCGGCGCCGCCUGGGCGUCCUCCCCUGCAACGGUUGACUUAACCUGCUGGCAGGCGAGAGCAUUGCAGUCCUCUGUCCUGUGAGCGGGCGGCAUGUCGACAAGGCCGCAGAAACCCAUGAUCAUGUUGAUCCUCUUUAGCUUCUUGCUCAUGUGCCGGCCGCUGGUGCACGGCAAACAGUUCGUCAAGAUGGACGAGAGGCGCCACAAUGCCUCCUGGGUGGCCCUCCCUCACCUGCCGCAACACCUGCAGCAGCAAGCCGAGCACCAGCCAGUGCCAAGUGCGGUGGAGACGACAACUGCUGAGACAGAGCCGAUGCUGAGAGAGGAGCCACAUGAUUCAGGCGGGGCUGUCACGCAAAUGACAUGCAAUGGCAGCAGAAAGAUCUGUCUGUCUGCUGGUGUAUGGGUCUUCUGUGCAGGGCCGCUCACAGGCCACGAGAAGUGCGACCGUCUGGGCUUCCUUGGCCACACACCCAUUGCAAAGGGCCACAUCCGCACUGCAAACUCAGCCAUCUGACCACCCUGCACUUGUCGCAAGAAGUGUUGAUCAAUCGCAAGCAGGUACUGUACGGCCGUGCCCACAUUCUCUGUGUGUCUGUCGCACCGCGUCUGUUUCAAUGCAGCCGCUGCUGCUGAGGGAAUGUCUGUGCUGGCUGCAUGGUGCCGAAAGGUGUUACAUAUUGGUGGAGGUUCUAGG
This is a messenger RNA of Vitrella brassicaformis, 708 nucleotides long. The record is from the annotation of a GenBank genome assembly. Lineage: Eukaryota; Vitrellaceae.